GUUCAGUUUAUUUGGAGAACUGUUUGAUGAAGCCAUCAGAAAUGGUUUAACCGCCUUACAGGUAACAAUGUAGAAGAUCUGUGUUGGCAUAUUGGUUCAAUGAAUGAAAUAUUUAUUUAUUAGAUCUACAAACAACAAUAGAUCUGUAAGAAGAGAAAGAAAUUCUUACUAAUUAUGUUACUAAGUAUUCUGAAUUGGUAUUUAGAAUAAAGAAAAAAUUGUCUCCCAUUAUGCUAUAUCUCUUAUGAUAAUUGUAUGCAAUAUAAAUGAAUAGAAUGGAGUGUUUUUCUGUUUUAAAGGUACUUUUUUGUCAUCUCUUAACAAUCAUGAUGAUCUUUUCUCCCCUAAUUAAAUUUUGGCUAUAAACAGAGAGAGGCACCUUAAUAAAUAGGAUUGAUGUAAAUGUGCCCAAACAAAUCUGGUCUAGUGACUGAUUAGAGUGUCCAAAUCAGUCAUACUCUCAGAUUCUGGUAAAGACUUAACUGUUACUUUAUCACAGACUCAACACCCAGGAUUUUACUAUCAACAAGCAGCAAACAAUGCCAUUGUCAGGAGACAGCUUUGCCAGGGCUUGUGUCAUGUAAGUAAAAUUAUUAUCAUGCCAGAGGAUUGCUGAGAAAGAUCUGAAGGAACAGUGACAGACACAAACUCAAAGGAGCAAUAUUUUUCUUAUGAAAAUGACCAUUUUUUUAUCAUUAGUUGAAACUUACCAAUAAAAAUUUGAAGACUAGAACUGUCUGACUUAGGUAAUUUUGAAGUACAAAUUAUUUCUGAAGAACUUUUCCUGGAGGGCCUUACCCAGAUAAAUUGGGCUACAUACUUGUGCACAUGAGUGGCCACAGCUACAAUGAAGGUCAAAGUUUGUUCGGACAGUUAUCAAAAACAUAUCCAAUAUACCAACAUAUUACAAAAGGCCAUCUUUUGCCAAUUCAGCUGUGUACACAGAACUCCCCCCCCUCUAACAAUGUUGGUAAGUUUAGGCACUACAUCCUGGUAACGUUUACAAAGCACACAAAAUUUGAAAUUGUUUGGGGGAGGGGUAGGGAAGGUUUUGAUAUAAGUAAUAUUGCCUUAGACUUUAAACCACCCUUGUAGUGUGGGAUAAUGUUGAAUGUAAACUAGUGGCAAGAAAGGGUCAUAGAUUCCCUUCAAAGUACACCUAACCAAAAACUAAUUAACUACCACUCAAAAGGGUUAUUUGUUUUCUGCAUGUAAUUAACUUUUAUUGUUCAUUGAGUCUGAUGAGUUACUUUUUAGUUAAUACAUUGGAAUCUGUUAUUAAUUCAUCUCUAGACUACCACUCCACUUACUAUGAAUCCCUUAGAAAAUGCUGGAAAUCUUGACUUCUAUGGUCAGAGACCUUGGAGACAAGGUUUUCAAGGUAACUGCAAAUAUAUAAUUUUUUUCCUCUGGCAGUGUUUUUUAGAGUAAGUACAAAAGGUGUUGAGACACUCAGUAAUUUUCCUUUGCAAACCAUGUACUGGUUGAAAAGCUCAGUGUUAGAAUUUUGUUCCAUUUGAUAAGAGAAAACUUUUCGUGUAUUAAAAACACUCUGUCAAAAAAAAAAAAUUCUAAAACUUUUUUUUGAGCUUAUUUGAAACUUGAUCUGUUGAGAUGCAAUACUUUCCUUUAAUUUGUAGAACUGCUGGGUUCAUUUGACUUAAUAUAUUUGUAGGAACAGAACCACCAGAUGCAGGAAUAGAGAAGGCUGGAAUUAUAGCCUUGCAGUCCCAAGAAAUCCAAGUGGACCAUUCUGUAAGUGUACUGUAUUGUUUGGCAGACUUUCAUUUCAAGAAAAUUAAGAUCAGAUAAAUGUCAGGGAGAAAUCAUGGUGACAAAUUAAGUUUAAAUGCAAGGUUAAUAUGACUGUAAAUUUUUGGUUGUGCACAAUUGCAUCAAUGAGCUUUCUAGUCAAACCAAAGCAAUAAUUAUGAAUUUGAAAUCCCAAUUGCCAGUAUUACAUAAUACCUUGUUAGCAAAUACUCUUACCAUCAAUCUCUUUAUUUAUGCUAACCUACUUUUAUAUAUUUGUUGAGGUACUUAGAAUAUUUGGGUUAUCAUUCCCCUUCUCAGUAGUAUAUUUGGUUGAGGUACUUAGAAUAUUGGCUCCUUUUUUUUUUUCUCCCAGUGGGUUAUCAUUCCCCUUCUCAGUAGUGCAGUGGCUCAGUUUAAAAAGUACAAAUCACCCAGGAUGAAGAGAUACCUGAGUAAGUUCUCUCUUUUUUCACUUUAACCCUUUAAACCCUAAGAGUGACCAGCAUCAAAUUUCUCCCUAAAAUAUCAGCCCUGAAUCACAUGUUAAGGUCAUGAGAAUAAAGGAAAUGAUCACCAACCAAAGAGGCUUUUGAUUGGUGAACAAAAUCUCCUUGUCAGCACCUUAGGAAAUGUAUAAAGAACAGUAUGGAGAAUAUAUAGACUGAUUUUAGAGUGUAAAGGGUUAAGAACUUAGCAAGAUGCAACUAAAAGCUUUUGUUUCUUCAUGACAAUGUACAUGUAGUGCUUUUAAAAGUUUUUUUUAUUAAAUUUACAAAGCAGAGUGAUAUAGUGUACAUAGUCGAGGUCUAUUGGCUUUUCUUAUCUAAUUAUCAAUAUGACAAUAAUAUGCAAUAAGAAUACUUGAUAAAACAUAGGGAUAUAACUGUACUUUGAAUAGUAGUUACAAUGAUGAUUAAUAUUGCAUAUGGAUAACUGGGCAAGCUAAUCAUUUUCUACUGUAUGCUCUGAAGUUCUUUCAUGUUCACGUUAAAAGCGAGUCUUUUUUGUUAAUUCUGCAGUGGUUCAGAUGGGUGAGGAGUAUUACCAUGCUAGAGAUUACAGUAAAGCCUUAUUGUGAGUGUAGCAUAAGAGAAUGUUUCAGUUUAGAAUCAGUAGUGAUCAAGUAUUGUACCACAGGCAGGCCAGGCCGUUUGAAGCGUCUCCCCACGAAAUUACUUUCGGCCGGAGGCCGUUGCGUGAAAGUAAUUUCGUGAAAAGACGCUGACAUACCACAAAAUGAGUUGAUUAAUAUUCCAUUUAACUUUAUUGAGGAAUUCAGACCAAAAUGUAAUUUAGAUAUGCAUUUUUUAGGGCUUUAUUCAUAACCCUCGUAGAUUUCUUCUUUAAGGUUGUUGGGAAAAGUCACCUGGGAUUACCGCAGAGAAAAAUGGUGGUCACUUCUUACGUCAGUUUUAAUCACAUCACUGAGGUACUGUUGUUUUGUAGUAAGUGAGACAAGAUUUGUACUCUCCAGCUCUUGUUUCUGAGAACUCAACAUGUAAACAUUUUUAGUUGAAAUAAUCUGAAUUUACUUGGUCUUGCAUUACCUUGCUUUGUAAUUGGUCUUGAAAACACGCGCCACCCUCUCAACCAAUCAGGUGUAAAAUUGAAACCAAUGGCGCAUUGGUAACGCGCGUUUUCCCGCGCUUCAGACAGCUUACUUGUUUCCUCUGUAAGUUAUCACUUGUGAUAUUUAUCUUCACUGUGAUUGGCUGUUGGGUUUACCUUGGUUGUGGUUGGCAACACGUUAUUGAAAAGCCCUCAAGCGUGAGAAUCAGGGAUACUACGUCGAGGUUGGUGGAAGUUUGGCUCAUUUACGACACGGACACAGCCAACUCGGACAGACGGAAUAAUUCCACGUCUGUUCAGUUGGACUGCUACAAUGCCAAAAAUCUAAGUUUGUCUUCUUGUUUAACGUCAAAUUAUUGCCAAGAGGUUGUUUAUGAAUAGCAAUUUUAGUGUAAAACGUUCAAAACAGUUUUUCUCAACUUCAAGUUUUAGAUUUAUUUAUUCGUAUAUCCUUAGUCUUCUUAACUCUUGUUGCAGGUGUGCGUACUUGGUUGGCAAUGUGAAGGAAUAUAUCACCCUUUCGCUUGAAUUGACGGGAAGAUGUAUCCUUGAAAAUGCUGCCUAUCAUUUGAAUAACUGAACGUAGUAUUUUUUUCUGGGUGAAGUGAUUCUUUCGGGUAGAGUUAUUUUCAAUGCAAAGUGAUCUGGGAUUGCAUUGGUGUAACUUAGCUUCGUUAUGUUAUUGGUCAAGAAAGCUCGCGCCAUUUUCUCAACCAAUCAGAUGCAAAACUAAAACCAACCACGACUUGGUCUUCCGCGUUUUCCCGCGCUUCAGGCAGGGUGCCUGUUUUUGCUUUGAGUUCCUAUUGUUUCUUCAGGCUAGUCACUCUUAUGGGUUAAAGGGUUAAAUUGGUUUCCAAGUCAGGUGGAGAGGCUGAAAAGCGCCUUCAAAACGCAAGGUAUUCUUGGGCAACCAACUAGUAAGGUUGCAAAAUUUGGGAAUUUUAGGAUAAUAUUGACAUUUGUAGUUGCAUAAAGCUGUACAGAUUUUGCUUAAGUCAAAUUCACUGCGGUGUAAUACGUUAGUAAAACAUCUUACCCAAUAUUUGUUAUUGUAUUAGUGGUAAAGUCCUUGAUUCAAGAAAACAUCAGAUGUUGAAAAUUCACCUGAAGAGAAAACAAGAUGUCAAACUAAUCUUAUUCACGUCAUGUCGGUAAGGACUUACUGCCAAUGGUCGUUUAAAGAGGAUUUAUGGAGGAACUUUUAUUGUAGAAUGAGUUUACGCUGAUUCUUUCUGUUUUUUUGUCAUCUACAACCCUGACACUGGUGAUUUAGACAUGGAAAGCACGCGCGCGGCUGAACGCGAGUUAAAAACGCGGGAAAGAGAGUUUCCUUGCCCGCAUGGCUGGUCUUUCGCGCGUGGAGAACUCGCUUUUUGUCGAGCGCUACUAUUACAGGAUGAGCAUGUUACGAAAGACAACUGAAUUCUUAUCACUGUAUCAUGUUUCAUUUCUAAUUUUUCAUUGGAAUUACAAACAGAAUGAAUGUCCUGAGCCCGAGCCAGGCUGUGACUUUGAAGCAGUGGAAGAAGCUAAAGAGCUGUGGAAAACUCUUAAAGUGACACCACAGGCACCCCAAGUAUUUACCAUACAGAUGGAACAAAUAGCACCAUUUGGUAAGAAAAUGUCAACUCUACUGUGUAUUUUUUUUUUUCACAGUUUACAGAGGCGGAAACUGAAUUUAGCUGUAGAAACUCCUAAAUUCAAUUUCCAAAUACAGCAACCAAAAUCUUGUAGGGUAGAAAAAAACUCUUCUUAAAUACCCUUUAAAACCAAGACUUGAUAAAGAGACUGGUAAAAUUUUUAAGAUUAAAAUAUUAAUGAAUGAAUGAAUUUAUUUUAUUUGUCUUAUGCAAAGGAGUGUGUGAUAUUGUAAUAUUUCCUGUUGUUUUCAAUUUUGUUCUUCCUUCAGUGGAAUGCAAGGCAGUCUUUGAUUCAGUUUCAACAACAGCAGAUUCUACCAUCCUUCUUCAAAUCUACUUAAGGUUUGUAAUGUCUUCUUAGAGUCGCUCAAUCCAAAACAGCUUUCACCCUUAACUCUCAAGCUCUUAUUAAUUCUCCAAACCAAUGACGGAUUUUUCUUUUGAUGGUGAGUCAUGAGAAUUUCGUUUUAUACGUGACAAACAGAUUCCAUGAUGCCGUGUGUCUGUUCAUUAACAGAUCACAGACGACGCUAAAAUGCUGGAAAGAACCAAAAGUGAUACAUUUUGACGUCAUCUGUAAUUUAUUAUUGAACAGACGCACCGUAACAUGUCGUUUCUUUCUUGAAUAUCCCUUAAUGGAUCAUUUUCUUAAUUCUCGUAAACUGUCUUCGUUAAAAAUUAUCAAAGUAUGGAGAAUGUAAGUUCUGAUUACUCAUGGGAAUGAUAUGGUUAAGAGGAAGCUUUUAAGAGACCACAACCUUGGUUCAAAACUGUCAGCACUGAAGUAAUUUAGCUCUAUUAUGCAUGGUGACGAUUCGGUGAUUCAUUGAGAGCGCUUUUCGAUUGAGUGUUGUACAGCAACCUAAAAUAACCUCUAGGGCAACUCAGGAUAAAGGAAAAUAUCACGAGAAGCUUUCGAAAACUCAGCGUACAAACAAACUGCCAUAAAGAGCGGGAAAAGGCGGGAGAUUGGUAGAGAUAGUGGCUCGACUUUUCAAGACCGAUCUUUGACCGUAACGAAGAAAAACUGAUGUAGUUCCGGAUUACUAUUGACAAUCAAUUGAAAGUUGUUCUAAAUAAAGGUCUAAACACUUGUUAUUGUUGUGUGUUGUUAUAUUUCAGGGUUUCUUGCCCAUUUCCCAUCCGAUUCUCGAAGAUUGCCGUUUUCUUUAGCAAUCAGGUAAGUUAAAAUAUUCCUACAUACGUUAGGCUAGUGUUACUUUGUUUCACCAAAAUAUGAAAGCACAGUUUAGUCUCCAGCUUACAAUAGCAAGGUAACUACCACAGCUAACCGGAACGAAGGUCGACCAUAAAAUGCACCGAGGAGAACCGACAUCAAACAACUGUGUACAACAGUAAGUGUAGGAAACGCGGAUAAAAAAGGCAUGAUUGGUUUGGUUUUGCAUAUGGCGUUGAGCUGAUGUCUUAUUGUCUAUGAUCUUGAAGGCGUCAAAAGUGAAAUGUAAUCAUUUGUGGUCACUUCGGGUGUGAAUCGCAACAUUUCGACUGCAUACUGCCAGUCUUCUUCAGGCGAUGAGGUCGACCAAGUACGCGCCACUAAUAUGCUCUUGUGCUUAGCCGCUGUGAUUGGAAUUUCACGGCUGUGAUUGCAUGCUUGGAACAGGCUAAUUUCGUGUCUGCCUGCCUGUAAUCAUGCCAUGACACUCUGGAAGUUAAUUUGGUUGCAUUUUCUACUGGCCUGACUCAAUUUUCUUUUAUCUUUUAUCUUAGUUUUAUAACCAACAGUGUGUUGUGGAGACUGGGUCCGCUCAAGGGGAGGGUGGAUUGUAUCUUCUUCCAGCAAAGACCAAAGUCAUACCGUUUCAACUAGUGCCCCAGCCUGAGGAUGUUGGAAAACUACUUCAGGUAAAAAAAAUACUGAAAUAAUUUGCCAUUCGAGUCUUUGCACUUAUCAAUAAUUUAUUCGUGUGAAAUGAUAAUGUUGCAGUCAGCUGACGAGACUAGUAGCCAAAAGAGGAAAAGCUAAUGGUCUUUUACUAGAAACUAUCUUUAGAGUAUUGCUGCCAGUCCAAAGUAAGAUUGCCCCCCUCCCCCCGCUUCCCCGCACUUUAUCAUUCCUAGGUGUAGAGUAAAGAAUUUUUGCCCAAGAACAUUACUCAGUGAUCCCAACCAGGGCUCAAACCCAGACCUCUCGGUAGUGUCACCUUCAAAGUUUGACAGAAAACUUUUUUCCGGAGGAGACUGCUUUAAAAGAGACUUCAGAUUUAAGCUUUCUUCGUUGUGGUUCCUAGGUCACCUCCGUUGCUUUGGAGUUGGGGUCCCGUGAGUCUCGGUGUGCUGCACUGGUGUGGAGUGGCUGGGGAGGGGAGACUGGUAACCAAAACCUCCCUUUUGUUUCAUAUGGUUUAAAAUCCGCCAGCAAAGAGGAUCAGUUUGACUGGGAUGAGUUAAAGGUCAUCUCGAAAAUCAAGUAAGUCAUGCAUGUUUUCCAUUGAAUCUUAAACUACGGAGUGAAGUUUAUAGUAACAAUUAUUAACAGACGCAGAGGUGAAUUAUUGUUUCAGUUUAUACCACAUAAACUGAAUGACUAGUGAUCCAAAACAUUUUAACGUAUCUGCCCCCGAGUUAGCCAAUCAGUGCGCGUAAAGAACGGUAUCCACUUGAAUGGUAAUUGCUUACAGGCCUGAAUCACAUGGUAUUGAGAGUUCUUCGGAAAGUAAUUAGUCAAAUGAAUAAUUAUGACCCCAACAAGGUGGAAUUUAUUGUUGAUAUCAGUUCCCUUCGCGAACUCUUUACGCCAGAAUUGAACCGCGCAAGCCUAGAGUUAAUAUCACACUGAAGCACGAACCACCCGCCCUCGUAAACGAGCUGUAUGGACUUCAGCUGGUUGUUGAGAGUUUGGAAGAUACACCGCUGAAAGACGUCAGGUAUGCCUUUUCAGUGUGUUUUUAUUUAAGUGUUAAACAAGAACGUGAAUCAGUUCCCUCCUCUCCUCCCGUCUAUUUUUGAUUUGAAAGUAAUGUUUCGCAACAUGUCUUUGCCUUUCUCACAUUUUCGCGCUUUUUUCGGUUUCCAUGAACCUAACUCCUCUUUCAAGCGUUACAACAACAAUAUAUGCCUUUUUUUAGAGUAUGGCUUGGAUUUCAGGACGAGCAGGAAUCUCCUGAAAGAGGUGAGUGUUUUAAAACAACAACGUCUUCCCAAAUGUUAUAUUAUCAUAUGUCAAUAAAGAUAUUCAAUCCAAGAGAGCCUGGGUAUUUUCCUACGUCGGAAGAUUAGAGCGUUAAAGCGCUUUUUGCUUGAGCGUCGUAGACCAAAACCACAGGAAUCACAACAGCCAAUCAGAAGAAAGGAAAAUAACUCUAAGAGCCAAUUAGAGUUCAAGGUAAAACCAAAGUUUUACAUCUGAUUGGUGGAAAGAGUGGCGCUAGUUUUCUAGACCAAUCACACCGCGAAGUUAGUUCGUUCAAAAUGUCGAGUUUCUUUUAAUUGUAUUCCCAGGCGCUUUGAUUUACUCAGAAGUACCCUCAGCAGAUCAGGCUGAGAGAGAUGCAACGAACGUUUUGGAAUUUACUGUGGAUGGAAUGACUGAUAAGGUAUGAGAGGUGGUAUUAAGGAUGAUACUUGGCCGUGCAUGGCUACGAAUUUUAUCUUCGACCCUUGCGUCUCUACCCGUAACCAACAAGCUAUGCAUUUCAGAGUGAAAUUUGAUUUGCGACACGUGAGUUGCUUUAGAUUUGUGAACGGAAAACUUUGAUGGUGGUGGUGAAUUUAUUGGUUUCUUCACAUUGUGAACCUUAUGACACACUGUACUUUUAUCCUUUUAGACGUUUUGGUGUGUAGUAUGGCUGUGUAUUUUUACGACGUUGUCGUUUUUUGACAACCGAUUCAAAUUGAAAACCAACGAAUGAAAAUACUCAGCAAUGCCAUACACCAAAACUUCUGAUAGGUUAUUCGUUAUCCAACUGAUUUAUUUAUACGAAGAUGUCGUCCAUUCUUUUCUCCAAUGAAUCAACUCACGUAAGCAUAGCCAACCAUAGCCGACAUUGCUGAUCCUAACAGUAUGCAGGACGCGUGUCAUAUUUGCACUUCGUAAUGGGCCUUGUUCAUCAUGGAGUCUCUGCGGCUCAGUGGUAGAGCAUCGGAGUGCGGAAUCCGAAGAUCUGAGGUUCGAUUCCUCAUGAGCACUCAGAAGUUUUUCUUUGUCUCACGCUCAUGACAAGAAGGAAAGAUCUUUCUCAUUUUCUCUACCGAGCAUAAAAAUAAUUUCAUACCCUACAUCCUAUUUACAAGAUUUUUUUUUCUUCCGUACAAAGUAACUAACUGUCGAAAUAACCGUACAAUAUCGCAGGAUAUUUGUACUCGAUGCGCCCAUUGAUUCUUUUUCAUACUCUACUUAGUGCUUUUGGAUACUUCGUUUGUCUAGUGUGCAGGAAAAUUAGGCUUUAACACCAAUGAACCGUCGUAGUUCACGUCUUGCAUAUUGUCAAUGUGUCCCUUUCGUCUUUUCUUCCUAGAUCGAAAGGUCGUACUUCGUCAAAUGCUCUCAAGUGGGAUCGCGGACUGUAACAGCAAAGGUAUAAUACCUAAGUAAGCUGUAAUUGCACCUUUAAUCACAAAUAUUUGGGCGUCUGUUUAGAGAACUCAAGUCAUAUUUUCGUGCUAUACGUAGCCUGCAGAAGAGGCGCAACAUUUUUGCGUUUUUAAAGCGAACGAGGAUAAGCAAGAGGGGAGGAGUGCGUCAUUUUUCUCCCGUCUCUCCCUCGUACGUCACUUCCGCUUGCCUCCGUUCACCCUAUUGUGCAUGUUCUGUUGGCUAUGAAUUCCGUUCAAUACGUAGUUGAAAGAUCUCUAUACAAUACCUUUAGAUACGCAAUAUUUUUCUAUGUUCUUAAUCUCUAAGGAUCAAGUUUCAAGUUAAGAUAUCUUACAUUCUUUAAAAAGAUUCAUAUUUUCUUGUUUUGUUUUUAUGCAGAUUACUUAUACAGUAGAUGUCCAAGUAGAACCAAAUUCGUCGCCAGUCACUUGUACUUGUGCCAAGGUGAGAUCACUCUUUUGUGUCUUAAAGAAAGAUAAAGCUACCUCUCAGUAUUCUAAUCCACAGGACUAAACAAAUUUGCAAGCGCCGCGUAAAUUUCCACAUUUAAUUUUAAUCCUCGUUCGCUUUUUAAUGUUGGUGCACUUGUGAAUGUAAGUUGCACUUGUAACAUGGAGCGCUUUUCGAUUGACUGUCGUAAGACCAUAACCAAAGUAAUCAAAACGGCCAAUCAGAAGAAAGGACCUUAAAGAGCCAAUGAGAACAACAAUGCCCGAAGGGCGGGAAAACGUGGCUCUAGUAUUGCAUCUGAUUGGUUGAGAAAGUAGCGCGAGUUUUCUGGACCAAUCACAGAACGCAAGUAAUCUCAGAUUUCAUUCGACACUCAAUUAAAAAAUCCUCCACAUGGUGAAUAUAAAAUCACGUCUUUUUGCUUUCUUCUUUCUCUACUGUCCCGAUUUAUACACGCCCUAGGAGGAAAGUGUUGUUAUCAAGACUGUUAUGCCAUUUGAAAUCUCUUUGUCUCUGACAAAUCUCAAGGUAAGGAAAAGUAGGCAAUAUUUUUUACGAUGUAAUUUUACGUCUCUUGGAAUCGAUCAAACUUGCGCUUUUGGCUAUCUAUGCAAACGUGCUCUCGCUCUUGUCUCAAAUUUCUUUCUUACUCUGAAAGUUAUGGCAUAAAUUAGUGCAUUUAUAAAUCCGUCAAAAUUUUUUUGACCGUGGCAUAACUCUGCGAAUAUAAACCUGGUCUGGUGCAUCAUGUUGGCACCAACACGCCUCUGAAUUAGGGUACUGUUGUUGGAAUUGUUGAUUAGCGUCAAGGCAACGCCGCAGUAAACGAUGGUUUAAAAAUGAAUUUAUAAUUUCGCAAAUGGCUGAAUGUGUUUACAGUUUCUUACAGCGCUACACCUCAACCGUAGCAUAACGUAAGGAAGCCGUGUAGAGUUCCGUUGGGGUUUCCGUACACAGACCACGCAAAUUUGGUUGAUAUCACGUUGGAGUUUUGCCAAAGACGGCUAAUAAAUGUACAAAGAUUUGAUACGCACGUGCCGAUCUGCCAAUUUGAUCUUUUGUUUUGUAACGCCCUCAUUGUGGUCGUCAUGGUUUGCUUUGAGUCCAUAUUUACAGGGAACUAAAAUUAAUUGCAUUUUAGUUUUUUUAAUUCUUUUUCUUUUGGGGAGGGGGGGGGCGUGUACACCACAGCAAUUUAAUGAGCUCAAAUCAUUGAUUUGCGUUUAUUCUCAGUUGGAGAGACUGGAUCAGCUGUUCGAAGAAGAACCAUUCCUCUUAUUAGCUGGCAUCAAAUGCACCUCACCUUGGCCUGUUACCAUGGUCACCACUACAUUGAAUAUGGUGAGUUUACAAACAAUUUAUGUUCGCAAAAACUGGGUUUGUCUUCCUUUAGAAAAUAUAAUCGAGAAGAUAACAAGUCGAUGAAGCAGGAGAGCAUAUGCAGCCCUCCCUCUCCCCUUCCCCCCCCCUCCCCACGAGUCACGAUGGGAAUGUAAGCCAGUGCAUAGAUAUACACUUUAACUUAAGUGCGUGUUUUCCCCCGCCGGAACUUUGCAAUUUAACUCACUGAAGAAAAAGUAGUCUGAGAAAUUCAAGCUUUAUCGGGGAUUGACGAGGAACAUAUAUCAUCUAGAGAAUAGUCGGGUGCUAAUUUUAACUAUGGUAGAAAUAAGAAGCAGACAUUCUGGACAACUGUUUGUUUGUUUGUUUGAUUUCAGUCUCCAGAAGUGAAUAUUGUGGGUGAAGAGAUGGGAUCGCAGCUGCAAGGAAGUAAGGAUUGCAUGUCUGUGUAUUACGUGAAUAACCGAUCUGAAUUAGUUAAGGAUGCGCCUACUUGCACUGUCGGGCUUCUUUUUUAACUUAUCGCCGAAUAUUUGGGGAAACUAGACAAGGUUGACCGAGUUUUUGGACCAAUUGAGGGAGGGGGAAAUCUGCAGGGGAAUACGAGGGGAAUUUUCCUGAGGGGCUUCAAAGCUUUCAAGGCCCCCCUCCUCAUACUAGACAAGGUUGAGCGAUUGUGUAGACCAAUGGAGAGAGAGGGGGGAAAUCUACGUGGGAAUACGAGGAGAAUUUUGUUGAGGCGUUUUCAAGGCCCCUUUUCAUUUUAAACAAUGACCAAUGGAAGGAGGGGGUUAGAAUUUGCAUGGGAAUAGGAGGUGGAUUUUGUUGACGGGUUUUCAAGGCCCCACUUAGUGAAAAUACAGCUUUGCGAUUUGUGCCCCUAUAUGCAAAUUGCGGGUUUCAAGAUUUCUUGUGAAAAUUUGGCAAUUAUUCCCGACUUGCUAGCUGUUAAAUCUUUACAGGAUACUUUGUCUCUUUCUCCUUCUAACGUCAUGUAUGGUGGUCCCAGUCUCUUUGCAACAGGGUGAAAGUGCGUCGGAAUGCUACUGCUUAGCUGUUAAAGAGGGUGUCAGUAAAAUGAAGGUCGUGAACAUUGGAAGUCUUGCCCUCCAGUGGAGACGGUACGUCCGUGAUUACACUCGAGGGACUAAGAAAAGUGAGAUAAAUAUUGAGACAAUUUCCAAUGGAGUACCCAAUGUAAUACCAAACUGCAUUCAAAAUUUGGUCCGCCUUCCUUUGCUCUGUGAUUGGACAAGGAAAGUUGCGCAACUGUCUCUCUCAACCAAUCAUGAAAUGCAGAGUUUAAACCAAUAGCGACUUGGCCCACCUGCGUUUUCCCGCGCUUCAGGCAGUUUGCUUGUUUUUUCUUCGUGUUCUCAUUUGUUCUGAUGUGCCGAUUUUAUUACUUUGGUUUUUGGUUUUUGCCAACACUCGGUAGACCCACUGAUGCCUUUUCAACUGAACCUUAUUUAGGAGAAUAUGUCCCAAUCCUUUCGUUGCUUGAUUUAAUCAUUUUAAAUUUUUUAAUUCUCCAGAACUUCUGCGGCUGAUAAGUUUCCAGUUGUGGUGACAGAGCUCACUUUCCCCUCUGUAACAGUAGAGAGUGUUCCUUUUGCGAUACAGGCAGGUACGUAUCCAGCAAGGUUAAUCAUACGGCAAUAUGCCAAGCGUCAAAAUCAAACUAUACACGAGAAGGUCUUUUCAUGCUUCUCGCUGUUGACCUGAUAAUAUCGUGCAGCUUUUGUAGAGGCAUCGUCGUCCAAAUGUGACUGGGAGAACAAAAUUGAGUGGUACACAAAAUUUAGUAAAAUUGCGGGCAAAUUAGCAUAAACACGAUGAAGUCGAUAAGGUUGUGCAAAAGCACUCUUCCCGCGCUUUUUACAGGGUUUCAAAUUGUUCGAGAGAUGGGUAACAAACGCGGGAAAGUUAGUUCUAAAACCUUACACGCACUAGGAGAAGCUACUCAUAAAAAACGUGGUUAAACUCAGUUUUAAUUAAUAUACAUGUAUAGAGGGGGUACGUUUUUAGACAUAAUUUGGUGCUGCGUCGUUGGGGGUAUUGCACAAUAGUCAUGUUUUAUGAACAAAGUUAAUAAAAUAAAUUGGUCUCUGUAAAGAGUUUCUCAAGCUGACUUUUCGAGCGUCAGCCCUACGUCGAUACUUCAGCUGUAGAAAUCCUUUACGAUGGCCAAUUUACAUUAUCACUUCAGUUGAUGAAACCAAAUUAUCUUUAAAUAUAUGUAUUUGUUAAUGAAUAGAAAAGGAAAGACGGUAAAUUUAAGCUCCGUAAUUAAGUAAAGAAAGAUAUUUUUUCCUUCGUGUUACAAGCGUUGGACAAAGAAAAAGUAGAGUUUGCCAUUCGAGAGCGGAAUUCGAAGUUCUGGGGCUCUAAUCCUCAUGGAGACACGCCCUCGUUACAAGACCAAAGGGAAAAAAUGUAUUUAUUGUACCGUUUUUUUUUUCAGAUUUGCCUGCAUACGGCUGUGUACAGAGCCCACUUUUCGUAAGCUAUCUCGUCCGCAAUAGAACGCUUCAAGUCCAGGAAGUCGAAGUCACAGUGGAGCCAAGUGACGCCUUUAUGUAUUCAGGUCAUAAACAGGUUAGUUCAGCUUACUUGCUACACGUAAAACAUGUCUCAUGCGAGGGGGUUUGGUGAAAUAAUAUACUUGAAGAAGUAUAUUAUUGGCUACUGCACUGUGAUUGGCCAGUCAAACUCCCAAUAUCCUUUGCCAUUUAUCUACGAGAAACGUGGGCGGAAUUUGCCAGAAGCCAACGCAACUUUGUGAAUAGUUGUUAACGAUGAAUUUCAUCUCCAGAUUCAAUUUCGUCUGCUGCCAACUGGCGAUCACAGGCUCAAGUUCAGUUUGUACCCUCUUUACGCCGGGUUUUUGACUCUUCCCAAGCUGCAUUUCAAACUGCCUCGCUUUCAGGUUAGCUGGGAUGAACAUACGCAGAAAUUGGUUCCGACCAAUGUUUUUAUAAAGGUAAGAAACUUUUUUUAUGUCCAAAACGUGAAAAAUGCAAAUAUUUUGCAACGCGUUGGCAGAACAUCGGAUAACGGUCAACUUGGUUUGCUAUAUUUGCUAACACAAUUUUCUUUUUAAUUCGGUUCUCUAAAUUAAUUAUAAAUUAUUCAAGUUUUUGAUUACCGUAACGUUAAUGAUCCAAAUCGCCAUACUGGCUUCUCGCUGAAAGGCUGUAUCCUUUAACCCUUUCACUCCCAAGAUAUUUUUAUUAACUCUCCUUACUGUCUGUCUUACGAUUCUUUAGAUGUUAGUUCGGAGAAUUUGUCAUUGGAUCAACUGAUAAUCCCCUAAUUGCUAAUUUUUUUAUUCGCAUAACUUGUCUGCUGUAUAUUGUUUUGAUAUUGUAAGGAGAAAUUCUGUCUUAAGUCACUUAUGAGGACUUCCUGACUUGAAAGUGGAUGUGAAUUCUCAGGCCUGGUGGCCGUAUUUGCAACACCUUUACGGCCCUGAAACGAAAAAACAAAACAAACACAGCGUGGACCGACUGUCUGAACAAAUUACACAUAUCAAAAAAUUUAUUAGUUAUCAGUUUUAAAAGUUAGCACGUAGGGUAACCUUACGAAAACAGGUCCAGAAGUUUUUAGUACAACUAGCGACUGGAAUACCGGUGAUUAGUCAUAAAAUGGAUUAGUCACAAGUUUUAAAAGUUAGCAUGUAGGACUCAUUUAUAACGUGUCUGUUAUCACACAGCCUCGAGGCCGGGAAUUGGAAUCAGAGAAGAAGCCUGGUUACUAGUACUAAAGAUAGCUAAUGGAACAGUGGAGACUGGAGGCAAACUUUCCAGUUAUAGUCACAAUAGGAUUUUAAGCAGCAAAGUGAUGCAGCGGAGGUUUGAACCGCUGUAAACUGACAGCCACAUGAAGGAAAUUCUUUAGUGGGGGCUUUUAUCCACUGGCUGGUGAAUUGCAGGAUGUUUAAGGCCAAACAACUCUGAGGCUAACAGAUACGCGUUUUUGCAGAUAUGUGUUUUUGCGCGCAUGUCGCAUUGAUAUCACGUAGAAUUUGGAGCAAAACUAAUGCAAUCUUGGAUUAAAAAUUGGCCUAUGAGUUCAAGAUUUCUUUCGCGUGGUCGUUGACGUGGGCCAAGCCUGAAUCAAUUAUCACACAGAGAAAUCAAAAGCGAAUGAUUUAACUGUUUGGUUGAACUUCUAAAUUGAACUCGUUCAAAACUUAACAACGAAACAGGCUCAUGAUUUUUUUAGACACCUGGACAGUAUGAGGCUACGUAGUUGCGUAGCCAAUCAGAUUGCAGCAUUUGUGAAUUUCUACUGAUAUGUGAUUUAUGAUAUUUCUGUGAAUUUAUAGCUUAUACCGUCGAUUCUUAAAGAAGUUAUUGUUCCUUAGCAACGAAAUUGUAAAAGCCAACAUAGUCUUAGUCAUGUAAACUUAACUGGAAAUAAUGGAAAAAAAACAACAACGACAAAACAAACAGGCAAUACAAAAAUGUUCAAACUACGAUGAGUGACUAAAAUCAAUGGCAGCAGCCAUAUUUCAUAUUAAAAUUUAGGACUAAAAAAAAAUGUUAUGUUGCUAUGUUUACCUAUUACUUAAAGGAUCUAUAACACAAGAACAACCCAUAAAUCUUUCAAGGGGAUCGGGAAAAUCGAAAUGUAAAACAUGUCAGAGCUUCCAAAUGUCUCUUUUCUGACGAAAGAUGAGCGUUAUGUAAAUCUGCUUAGUUUAUAAUAGUACUAUAGUACAUUUUAUGAAUAAUUGAGAUACUACAAGCCCUAAUUGGUAAAAAACCUUUCGUUAUUGUAUCAGUAUCUUCGUAGAUAAUUUUUAAAUAAUAACUCUGUGUUAGCGUGUAGAGUGGUAUGUUGCUCACACCAAUCAGAUCACCGCAGUAGGGUAUGUAUCUCGCACCAAUCAGAUUGCCGCAUUGAAUUAUGUAUCUCGCACCAAUCAUAUAUCACAGUAUUUGGAUAUCUCGUACCUAUCAUAGUGUUUGGGUAUUGUUUUCUUGCAAAUGAUGUCACAGAAUCAGGGGGCCGUGCACAAAGAAUGACGUUGACGUGAAAUUUUGGGCUUAUUUGUUGAUUGUUAUGGUUGUGACCUUCGCAAGAGCCUCGUCUAUUGAGGUCGAGACUUAUCGGGAUAUGAAAAGUUCGUAUUUAACCUUAUUGUAAUAUUUUCAAGUUAAAACGUGUUUUUACCGCUCCUUUUCUAACAACGCACAUGCCAAACAACUUGCAUUCCAUCAUGUACUAUGAAAACAACGUCCAAAGUCCAAUCAGAACAUACCGAAUCAUUGCACUACAUGAACAUUAGGCAAUUUUUCAUCUGCUUGAUUUGUGUUCCGCUAAUCAAAUUCCAUUUUGCCACAUUAGACUUCGCUCCACCAGGUGCCAUUUCCAGGUAAACAACCCGCUUUUUCUCACGUAUUCUAAGCGCAUUAUCCAACCCCACUGGAAAAAAAUUAACAUGGAACCAAAUGCUACUGAUAGUGAAUUUGCCACACAACUCUCCCACGCAUUGACUUUUUCUACGAAUAAAAUUCGCUUUGGCUUUAAAUUCGAAUUAACCCAUCGCUUGUUAAUUUCUUGUAAACAACCUGCAUUUUAUCACGUUUUUCACACAGGAGACAAAGUCCACAUAGGCAACAACUAAUCAAGGAGCCCUCUUUGAAAUAUUAUCCUUUUCUUUCGUUCAGUAUAUAUUCACUUAUGCAAGAUCGCAAUAUAUUUUUGAUUAGGGUCUAUUGGAGAUACAACGUAGUUAAAUUACGUGGAAUUAUAUUUUUGAGGCGACUAAAUGGAGACGAAUAAUUUUGAUUUUCUCUCUGUGAGAGCAACGGUUGUAAGCGUAGUCUCUUUCGCAACAAUUAUUUGGUCUCGUCACGCAACGGGUUCACUCUCCAACUGGAAUACAGGGUGUUGUGUGACGAGGUUAAACAACGACUGCGAAGGAGACUACAGUGAGCGUGGCACCGAUGCAUUUAAUUUUUGCUCGGAAGUAUUUAGACAAUAGAGACAAUAACUUACAAAAUACCUGUGGGUGUUUGGAUAAAUAAGGUUUGUUUUCGUUCUCUUAAAGUGAAGUAAUGCGAUUUUUUCGUUCUUUUGAAAGUUAUGAAAAUAUUAGGACACAAAGUGACCCAUCUCAACCUACCCAGCUAAAAAACUAACUUUUGCAUGCCAGGCAUGCCUAUGUUUAGUUUAUUUUAUUAAAGGAUAGAUCGCACUUUCUAUCGGUAAUAACCCACUUGGGAUGUCGAAAGGUUUGUAAAUCGUCACCUCCAGCUCGUGAUUUACAGACUGCUCUCGUGUCGUCCCAAAAAUCUAUAGCUGAAAUAUCUUAUAUCUCGAAAAGAAAAGUGUCGAGUAAAUAAACCAAAUGAAUACUUUUGUGUUCAGUAACUUGGUGUCACUCGAGUUUGAUGUUAAAUUAAUUAAUUGAAUUAAGCAAAUGAGAGGGUAAUUUAGUAUUAUCAAAUGGGUUAUAACGUAAAUUGGCCACCAUAAAGAGUUUCAAAGCUGACGUUUCGAGCGUAAGCCCUUCGUUAGAGCGAUGUCAGAGCGACGUGAAAGUUCUAACGAAGGGCUAACGCUCGAAACGUCAGCUUCGAAACUCUUUACGGUGGCUAAUUUACGUUAUAACUCAACUGAUAACUCUGAAUUAUCCUGUUAUACUUUCCCACCGAUGCAACACCACAUUCACUUUAGAAAUCAAACUUACCCCUUUAUAGGUAAAUAAGAACGAGGUCAUGAGAGCGUGUUGUUCAACUCAGCUUGUACCCAAGCCCCCAACAUCGUCUGAAGAGGUAUUUGCCUCUGAAUCUUGGGAUUUGGGAUUUGGGUCUUGGUCUACCUGUUGCCGCAUCGCUAGUGUACUCUCCUUUUGUUUGAGUGAUCCUUCCCCGACUUCAACCACUCCCUCCCCCUCCCCCCACCACAUCCCAAAUCCCCUUUUUAGUACCGCCACCAUCGCUCCAGCACCCAACCCUCUUCCCCUCGCCUACGAACUCGGCGGGAAACAACAGAACAAGAACAAAGCCUACGUCAGCGUUUUCUUUCAGCCAGCGGUGAUUCCCCAGCGCUUAUCAAAGUGAAAGUGUGUUGUGGAUACAAACGGAAGAGGGGAACCACCGAUGAGUACUGUUACCGUUUUUCCCUGUGAAUCCUUAUGAAAGGGAAAGAUCGGUAGAAUUUCAUUGUAAUGUUACCAUAAACAAAUUUUAGAAUCCUCUUUAAAUAUUGUAGAGAGCAUGACAAGGUAUUAGUUCCUCAUUUGGUCUUUUGAGCGAUUCACGGCUUUGAAAAUGGACGAGGAGGAAGAAGUGAAAACGGAAUACUGUUCCAAUUGGUAAGUCCCUUGCGCUUUGUAGACUAUGAACACCAUCAUUUGAAGAAUUGUGGACAAUUUUAAGCGAUGAGCACAGUUUUGUCGCUUCAAAUCGUAUUUCUGUUGCACGCAAUUUCAAAAACUGCAAUGUCAUUCCUUAUUUUGAUCGUUAUUUUUUCUCAAACAAAACCUUUUGAUGCUGUUUCUUCGGCGACAAACGUGUUUUUUCUAGAUUGCGAGUCAUCUUUUCAUCGUCUUUACUCGGUGAUGGUCAAGAUCGACGGAAAGGCUAUCGAAAGCGGAAGCAUUUCAAAGCAACUAAAAAUCGCAUUUGUAGAUAUUCAUCCUCCCUGAUUUUCGCUCGCUAAUGGUUGUUUUUGGUGAUCUCAUGUUCUUUAUUAUUUCUUUUAAAUAUGGAACUCGUUGUGUCUUUCGUCUUUUUAGUGAAGAAGUCACAUUACUUAAGGUUGUAAAAUUUAAUGUUAAUUCAAUUUAAUGAUACUACAUUUGCAUUUUCAUUCCGUGGUCACUGAUCCAGAAGGAUCACAUCUGCCUGUUCAACGUGGUAAACUUUUCUGCGUUUUGAAGUUUUUAGUGAAAUCAAAACAGGAUUUUUCCUUGUAUGGUAUUUAGACAAAAUAUGUCAUCUUCACCGCUUUUUUUUUUCCUCUCAAAAUUUUUGUAGAAUAUAUGUUGCAUUCCUUUGUGCCUAAUUUAGCUCUCAUUGAUGUUUGACCUGUCCGUUAUGUAAUAUUAUAGUGUUCGCUUUUUGUUGAACCUUUAUCCAAGCAGAAGUGACAGGCUUUGAAUAUAAAUUAGUUAUUUCUUCAGUAGUUGCAGUAUCCACUAGAUUCAGGUAGCAAUAUGGUGCCUGUGAAUAUGAAAGCGAUCUUUGCAGUAUUGAACACUACUUGAGCAGUAGUGAAAAUAAGGCCUGAAAAAAAAAUCAUGUUAUUUUCUCUACUGCUCAAGUAGUGUUCAUUGCUGGGAAGAUCGCUUUCAUGUUCACGUCUUUAUCUGCAGUUCACAUAUAUGAUUUCUAUAUAUUCACAGUCAUUUAAUGCAGAGCUUAUUGGCUUUGAGUGGGAACCAAAUUCCUGUUUUAUUCUACAUUGAAUUAAAAAAAAAAUGGUCACAACAGCAAGUGGAUCUGAUAACUUCUUUGUAAACGCGUACAAACAUGCAAAUCAGCAAGCAACACAAAGCGUGCACUGUGGUUAUACAAUAACAUGAUAACCAGUAACCUUGAGUGUCCUUGACAUGAUAAUUGUAUAAUCUGCAGCUAGAUGACAUCUCAGGUGCUGAUUUUGAAAAUUCACUGUACAUUUUCAGCCAAUUAGAAAAGAGAUAGUGUGUUGAAUAUAUAAUAAACAUGAUUAACAUUUAUCACAAAAACAGUAAACGUGACAUCCCAGCUGCCAACUUUGUGAUGCAUGUCAAUCAUUGUCAGAGGAAUCUGAUGUUAUGUAAGGAAUGUGGGGAACCAAUACCCAUCUCACAGCAGGAAGAACAUUUUGAAGAAUACCAUGCCAAGGUGGGUAUUGUGUUUGGAGGAUAAGGUGCAGAUGUUUCUUGUUUCUCAGUUCUUUAGAGAAAAACAUGCUGAACCCUAUAACUCCUAUGAGUGACCAAGACAGAAUUUCUCCUUACAAUAUCAAUACAAUAUCAAGAAAAGAUGAGAUGAGAAUAAGGAAAAUAUCAAUUAGGAAGUUAUUAGUUGAUCUAAUCCAAAUUCUCCAAACUGACAUUAUUAGAAGAGACUACGGUUGAGUGUAAGGAGAAUUACUGAUGAGAACUUGGCAGAAGGAGAUAAGGUGAUUCCUCAUUAUUAUACGAUACAUCUUGCGCUGCCCAUAACACCAUGUCAUUAGGUGAACAAAUGUGCGUGCAUUCCAAGAACUGAUGAAAUGACGCACUUGAUUAGUACCAGCUCAGGCAGAGAUGGGGUAAGAUUGGCCCAUCACAUCUCUGAAGCAAGUAUGGUGAAUUAUUUUUUUCCAUUAUAGUUCUCAAAACAGAGCCUGGUAUGGAACAUUUAAAAAAAAAGCAUUUAACAACUUUUGUUUCUGAGAAAUGACCUUAACCUCCAUUGUAUAAUGACUGGGUCUUUUCAAGGCUAGAACUGACUGGUAAUUCCAGAGAAAUGGUUGUUAUAUUGGGAGUGUUUAAACUGUUAAAAGUUUGGAUUGGCAUUGAACCAAAAAUGUCUCCAAGUGAUGGUUGCCUGGGAACGAUAUUUUGCAGUUUGAGAUGACUUGAUAUGUAUUUGUUUUACAGGAACAAUGUGAAUGUGGUGAGCUUGUGGAGAAAAUAAAUCUUGAUGACCACAAGGUAUGUUUAAAACUAUUCCAUGCUAGUUUGUUUGUUCCACAGGGUUACAACAGAGUUUACCACAAAGAGAAGUUUUUUCAUUCAAUGCUUCACUAACAGCACUCUAAGCUGUGACUCUUUUGGUGAUCCUAGAGUAUUUACCCUUAAACACCAAGAUCUGAUUUUCAAUUCUCCCCUCUAGCUUCUACUCAUUCCCUUGUAAAUUGGUUACAAGAAUUUGGUGAUCAACAAUUUCUACCUCUCGAAGUUCUUGAGUAUUCUCAUAACCUGUUUGCAAGAAAAUGAAUGGAUUUUAUAGGGAGAAUUUACAUGUUAAUCACUUCUGGGAGUUAAAAGGUUAAAAUAAUCUGUUAACUAAAUCUAUAGCAGAAGCUGCCCAUUUGGGCAUUUGGUGAUCGAUCAUUUGCCCAUUCGCCCAUUUGGGAAACUUCUGCCAACAUUUGCAGCUAUGGUACAACUUUUGCAGUAUGAAGACUGAUGUAUAUGUGGUGGUCAGGAUAUAACUAUGUCAGGACGUUUUGCCCAAACUACCUUUCCCAAUUUUUCCCUGGCCAGUUAUUAAAUUUUUUUCUCUGACCACCACUUUAUGAUUUAAGGUUACCAAAUGGAAACUUUGGGGGAAAAAAUUGAGCUUUGAACCCUGAUUUACCAGACUGAGUAUAUGAAACAGCAAGCACAACUUAACACUUUCUCUUUUUGUAUGACAACUUAGAGAACAAUUGAAAGUAAACUGACUGUUAACCCUUUAACUCUCAUGGGUGACCAAGGCAGACUUUCUCCCUACAAUAUCAAUACAAUAUCAAGCAGUCGGGUAGUGAGAAUAAUGGAAGAAAUCAUUAGUUGAUGCAAUAUCAAAUUCUCAGAGCUAACAUAAGAAUUGUUCAAGAUCAUCUUGAACUGGUUUUUUGUUUCCUCAACACACACAGAUUAUUUUCUGUCUCAGUGAUAUAAUUAUUAUAGUGCAUGUAACUUACUUCUUUUCAUCUGUUGUGUUAAAAACAGGAGAAAGAUUGUCCAAAUCGCAAAGUGGAGUGUGAAUAUUGUGAGUUAACUCUUCCUUUCAGUAAAAUGAGUUCUCAUGUGGAAUACUGUGGCAGCAGAACCCAAAAGUGUGAUGCAUGUCACAGGUUUAUUCAAAUAAAAGACUUUACUGAACAUGAAAACAGCGGGUGUCAAUACCCAAUCAAAGAGGAAAGUAAACAACUGCCACAUUCUAAGCCAAGACAUGAAAUUUUCAGUGGUGUACCCGUUGACAUGUUUAAUGGGAUGGGUGAAAUAGAUUCUUCAGACGCAGAGUACAGAUUUAAUCCAUUUCUUGCCGCUAUAAAUGGGUUUGGACAGAUCCUUACUUCAGGACUUGGAACUCCACCUUUUGGUGAUGCACAUAUGAAUCCUAGGGGAGGUGCAGCUCACUAUGGUUUUGACGAAAAUGGCAUGUUUGGAAAACAUGGUGUUGUUUCUCGAGGAGCCAGCAAAGGACAAGGUUCCCAAAAUCCAGAAGCUGAUCAUCGUAACUUUCAAGAUUUUGAUGAGAUCAAUGAUGAAUAUGCAAGGGACGUUGAUGAUGAUGAAAUUCUUGCAGCAGCCUAUCAAGCUGAUGAGUUUGGAUACGUUGAUGGAGACAGUGAGUGGAUGUCUGCGGCAGAGGUUGACAAGCAUGUUCCAUACACAAAGUCUACAUUACUGCCUGAUUCAGGUAAUGGCAAGCGCUGUGCUUUGUUGUUGGGUUUAAAUGCUCACUUUUCUUCUAAAGAAUGUUAACUGUAUAGUAAACAAUUAUUGUUGCAAGCAUAUGAUAGAACUAAGAAACUAUGGUGGAAACUGUAUUCGGGGGUCACCCUUGGAGAUUGGAGGGGUCACAGCUUAAUGCAAGUUGACCCCUAAAUACAGGUCUUUUCACAGAAUAGAGGUUUUAUAAAAAACACUAAAAAAUCCCACUUUAUGCCAUAAUUGACCACUUAAUGGAUAUAAACUUGCUUAAAAACACUUACUAACAUUGAUUUCGGGAGAUAAACAUGGAUAAAUUUUAUUAGAAGAUUAUUCUAAGCGUCAUUUGAGUUAUUCCACUUUAAGUUGCCCUUCAGUACAGGUGGAAGACUAUUCAAAAAGGCUUUUUGGACUCAGUGGAGAAUGAUCACAACUGUUCAAUAGAGGUGACUGCUUGGUAGAGGUGAAAAUUACAGUAACAAGGGCAAAAAAUUUGGGACUUUAAAAAGCGCUUAGUGCAGUGCAGCUUAAUGCAAGCUCAACUGUAUUGACAAUGGUUUUGAUUAUUAUAAAAUUAUUAUUAUUGUGCCAUACCUGUAUCAUUCCAAGGUCAUGACAGUGAUCUGUUGGAAAAUUUUAUUGACUAAAGUAAAGAAUUCAUUCUUUCUCUAGACAAUCUAGAUAAAACACAGCUGCCCUGUGAGUUUUGUGGUAACUUAUUUUCAGUGGAGUCCCUCAUACUUCAUCAGGUGAGAAAACACUUCAAACACAUUGGAGCAAAAUUUUUAUGGAUUACGAAGUAGUCUAUGGUCAGUGGGACUCUUGUAGCCUUGUUGCUUAAUGGGCAGGAAUGUGAGUCAGUAGGUCCAGGCUCAAAAACCGUGCUCCCAUCACUGUUGUGUUUUCAGGCAAGGCACUUUCCUCCCUCAAAGCCCUCCUCCACUGUUUUGUCUCCCUGAAGACUAGAAAAUAUUUAGCAAGUAAUUUUGGGUGGAGACUUCAUUUUCUUUUUGCACCAUGAAUGUGACAACAAAUAAAUGCGUAAUACUAAUUCAACUUUCUCUUUGCUGGCUGACUUUUCUCUCUCCUGAGCAAGAACUGUAAAAUGCAUUUUUUGGGAAUCAAAAUGUAUAACUCCUUGUCCCAUAAGACAGGGCAUGAAAUUGCGCCUAAUACAGGUGCCAAUGCGACUAAAUUUUUCAUUUUGGGAACCAAAUCCUAAAAAUUUGUUGCCAAAUUGGUAACUAGAAUGCUUCAUCAUAUACUUACUUAGAGAUAUAGAGAAUUAAAAAGAUCAGUAAAGAUAAAUCCGCAGCAAACUUUCUCGUUAAGUUUGUCUCCAAAACGCAGCACAUGCAUCUCAAUCGAUAACUAGACGCCAUCUUGGAUUUAGGUGAGCUUGAAAGUUGUAUAUCAUCCAUUCUAGUGUCCACGUUGUCGCAUGUUAAAGAUCUUUUUCCUGAUUUAAUUUUGAAGGGUCUAUCUAGAACGCUGACAGUGUAAAAAAAGGUUUUGUUUGUCUUUAUAACUGGCGACCAACUUUUAUGAAUUGGCUACCACUUUGAAUAAUUUAGGAGCCAAGUGGCUAUCAGAAAAAAAAAUUAAUUUCACGCCCUGUAAGGGUGACUUUCAUCUCAUUUCUACUUGCACAAUCACUCCUGAAUCACACUUGUAGGUAACAAGAAAGAAGGAAAUGCUUACUAACGACUGUAAUGAUGCUCUUGAUUGUUCAACAAAUUCUCCUUUUCAGCACAAUAAGAAAUGUAUUGAAAAUUUGCAUUCUGAUGUUGGGGUGUAAAGGUAUUUAUUUGUUGUGGUUUAUAGAGUGGUUGUCAGUUGAGAUCACUGGAUUCAAUAUCUGGCGUUGCUCCACCUUUUGGCGGUAACCGUAGGAACAGGCAUUACCUGCCUCAAUAUGAUGACUCAGUGUAUGCUGGGGUAGAGAGAAGGAACUCCUUUGUAAGUUGGAUGACUGAGUUGGAAAUCUUUUAACCUGCAUUUAAUUAAGAGAACCAGUCGCUCUGACGAAGGGCUAACGCUCGAAACGUCAGCUUUUUUACCCUUUACGGUGGCUAAUUUACGUUUUCAACCCAGUUGUUAACACUAAAUUACCAGCUAUUUUGUACUCGAGGAGUCACGUUCGUUGUGUAAAGGGUAACUUAAACUUUUUUGCAUUCCAGUGCAGCUGCGAGAUUUGGUGGCCCUAUGGUUGACAAAGUGGACUUGGGGUUGAGAAGUCUGGGUUCCAGCCCUGUCUGGUCAUUGUGUUUUGUUCUUGGACAAGGCACUUUACUCUUAUAAAGCUAAUCUUCUCCACCCACGCUAAUGUUGAUGAGUGAAUGGUCAGGGAAGUCUGACAAACUGCUUGCAGCAUUUGGCUAACAUACUAUUCAGGGGGUGUAGCUAGCCACUGAAACUGGGAUAGGCUUUGGCAACAUGAGCCACUUGGUUCAUGAACUAAACUUGACUCACUUGUUGUUAAUAAAUUCCUCCUGGGGAGAGAAGAACCCUCUAAGACUUCCUUGGCUUCCAACGUAUGGCUUUGUAACUCACUUGGUAGUUGGGCCCAAUCACUGUCUGAGGGGCAUGAACACGAAUCCCGUUGAAGCCUGAAUUUAUCCAGGCUUGUUUUCUGCAAUGGCUGAAAUUGCAUUCUACCUGCGAAGAUCAUUUCGAAGAAUUACGAAAAGCUUAAAUAACAUUGUUCGUUUAGUUUGUCAGGAAUGUUUCUUACGGACUGUUAGAAGGCCAAAAAACCUAACUUGCCAAAAAUGACAUAUUUGUUAUGUUUUUAUCGUUAUUUAGGAAAGGGAAUUACAAAAUAAUCACACAGAGCUUGACAAGAGUGGAAGGAAAUGUCCAGGUAUGUGAUUAGUUUUUACGUGAGUUCAUUGUCAGAGCAGUCGUCAACUGAGUGUCCAAAAAACUUAAUAAUCCCAGCAACCAAUCAGAACAUAUGUUUACAUCAUCACUAGCCAAUGAGGACUCAAAGUGAAAACAAGCAAACUGCAUGAAGCGCGGGAAAACGCAGGCGACCAAGUCGCGUUUGUUUUGAUUUUUUGCUUCCGAUUGGUUGAGAGUAUGGUGCAGGUUUCCUGGAUCAAUCACAGAGAAAAGUUGAAUAAAACAAAGCAAUCCCGGAUUAUUUUCGACAUUUAAUUGAAAAUUGCUCUACUUGCCUAACUAACGUAUAAUAUGACUCUCUUGUCUUGGACAGAAGAUGACACUUUUUUGCCCUGUGAGUUCUGCCAAGAGUUGUUUCCAUUUGACAACCUUAUUUUACAUCAGGUGGGUGCUAAAUGUGUUGCUGGUUAACAGACUGCUGGUUGAUUUGAAUGAAAUUUCACUCAGUUUAACUUAAGUGAUACUGAAAGAGCGCUUUGAAAUUGACUAAACUGACUUGAAAUUGACUUGAUUAAACUGACCUGAACCAUAGUUAUCUCAAAGGCCAAUGAGAUCCAAGGUAAAUAUCUCAAGAAUAAAGGGGGUAAGUUGCUAAGGAAACUGUGGUGCUGCGUCGGUGGGAGAGUAUAGCAAGCUCUGACAAAGGGCUAACGCUCGAAACGUCAGCUUUUUUACCCUUACGGUGGCCAAUGAACGUUUUCAACUCAGUUGUCAACACUAAAUUACCUGCUAAAUAUUUCAAGAGGCCGUUGCAAACAUAAAAUGAAAACUGAUCAAAUUGGCUGUGAGCCACUGAACUUAGAAGAUGAAUUCUACUUAUAUGGAUACCACACUUCCCCUCUCAAGCAAGUAUGUGGAGCCUGCACUUUCAAGAACAAGCCUGCAAAAGAAACAGCGGUUGCCGCUUAUUCUUAUGAAAGUGUUUGAACUCGGUUUGAUACCGGUUAAAAAGUUGAUCAAGGUGAUCAACCAAACUAAACAAAACCCAACCCAACCCAACCCAACUACAGCACCCCAGUCAACCAACUCUCAAAGGUUGAUCGCUAUAGAAGAUAACCAGAAAGUGAACAAGUUACGAACAUUUAAACGUCGCAUGUAGCUGGAUGAGAGAGUGGCAUGAGUUUUUAGAAUGAGUUUUAAGAAAAAAAGCUCAACCGAGUUUCGAGAGUUAUGCUGGACUUUGCUAGUAAUGAUUUACUUUGCUCUCUAAUUGGUCAAAACAACUCUCACCACUUUCUCAACCAAUCAAAUCCAAAACUAAAACCAAUCGCGACUUGUUCAUUCGCAUUUUCUCACGCCUCAGGCAGUCUACUUACCACCACUCUUAGUUUUCAUGUAGUUGGCUGCUGUGCAUAAUUCCUUUCUUCUGAUUGACGUUUCAAGCGUUAGAUCGAAUGACGAAGGGCUAACGCUUGAAGCGUCAACUUUAAAACACUUUAAGGUGGCCAUUUUACAUUAUCAACUCAGAUGAUAAAACCAAAAUUAUCUUGUUGUACUUCCCCAUUGACGCAGCACCACAGUUUCUUUAGAAGCUUACCCCUUUCUUCUGAUUAGCCUUUGCGACUACUUUAGUUUUGGUUGAGGUGUUAUGGUUACACGACACUAAAUCGAAAAGCGAUCUUUAAUUAAUCAUAGAGCGCGGCAAAGCCAAACCGCACUUUUGGAAAUUCCAUCAUUGUAAUUGGCCACAAAUUCCACUCUCUUAGGCUGUUUGUGACGCAGGUCCAGCAAGCCGUGCUCCUUCGACAUUACCCCCUCUCAACAACUCGCCUUCAGCGUUAUUCGAUGGCUCGACACAUGGACCUCUUCCGAGCAAAACUAGGCCAAUUGUAAGAAUUGGUUCUAAAAGUCGCCCCAGUAGACCGGUGUACGAAUCGAAGAGAAGAAGCCCAAAGUCCUGGGACGAUUUUAUUCCAGGCGAUCUCGACAGCAGAGAGUUGACGCCUGAAAACUCCAGCCCUAAAGUGAAUUUUACGCCGGAUGACGGCAGGGCGCCAGGAAGAGAUGUGAGGCAUAAGUCUGAGAAAUAUAAUGAUCGAACAAGAGAACCAGACAACGUUCCAAUGAAUAACGCGCUCAAAAGACCAGAGCGCAAGACAAGAGAAUCUCGUCCCAUACGCGGUCAGCCGGUGUUAAGAAAUAACGACUUGGUUACAAACAAACCUCCAAGGGACUUAGUGCAUCAUGGUAAAGAUCGAAUGGUUCACAGCAAGGAGCUAAAAAGACAGCCUGAAUCGAGAAGCGAUGCCAGCACAUUCCACAAGACAUCUGCAGCGAGAUUGCGAGAGGAUGACUCGUAUCUGGGAAAAACAAAUUCAGGAUCCAAGAGUAGUUUGAUGACAGAAGUGACAAAACCUCCUGCGGUUCGGCAGAUUGAAAUCACGGCUCACGUGGUAAGUAUAAGCUAACCUACCAAAAUUACUGUUUGCAUUUGUUCCCAUACAAUCCAAGCAUCCUUUACAGAAUAGCGGAUUGUGCUCACAUGGUCUGUACAUGCAGCGUUUAUUGGCUUUCCCCAAAUUUUCAACCAAAACGCGAGAUAUUCCUCAAUAUUAGUAUCCUUAACCCUUAUUAAGAAAGUGUGUUUAACAAUCAAGAGCUUUUUUAGUUGGUGAUUAUUUCCUUUAUUCUUGAGACCAUAAUGUUUGAUUCCGGGGUUAUAUUGUAUCGGGAAUCAAAGGGUGAAAGAAAGAAGUCCGGAAUGCAAUGCCAAGAAAAGCGUCGAAUUUAAAAUGUAUUUGUUUAUUCCUCAAGAAUUUCGGGAAUUGCUCGACGUUGUUACCGUCUCUUGAGGCACCAGACCUCAACCUUAGCAUUCGUUCAGUUUCAAAUAUAAAAUAUAAUUAAUUUGUCCGUGGGUACCCAAUCUCAGACUUGACGAUUUCACGUUAUUAGGGAGUUUAAGAAAACCACGACGGCAACGUCGAUGAACCUCGUUAAUUUAAGGAAAAAGGAAAGUGCGUCUUCUACUGCUUCUAUUUUUACCAUACUGUGAUUGACUGUCAAAGGUUAAGGGAAAUGUUUCCAGACUCAGACCAUUUAGUUUUUAUUCGCUGCCUUGAGGAAUUUCGCAGGACUAGUGAGGAACCGCUAAAUAGAUAAUGAGUACUUGUAUUGGUACUGACGUGAUUUUGAGUGCAAUUUGGUGUUAAUAAGUACAAGUAAAUUUUUCGGAAAAGUACUUCUUACACCAAAUUGCAAGAGAAAUAAUGUUAUUACUUGUCAAUAAUUUACAUGAAUAACAUCACCGAAAGUCCAGACAGACGAAAUAUUGAAAGCGUGCGCGUGCUAAUUGUAAUUUGCACUCGUGUUACAGCUUUGUACUCGUGUUACAUGGAAUGCACUAGUUUUCAGCCCAUUAGAAGCGCGUAACUAUUUCAUGUACAUUAUUUUUCCGAAAUAUAAAAUCGUUCUGUUUUGAGGUUUAUUAACAUAUUUUUUUAUAUGGCUUCAUUAUUUUUACCUUCACUCCCAGUUGUGUGACAUAUCCCUCUUUACAAUUUCCAGAAAUCCCGUCAAGCAGGAACGGUUAAUGAAAGGAGCAGGAGAGAUUUGGAACACAAAAUGGGUAUUCAAAACCACAGAUCCGAAGAAACACGGAGUAAACAGCGACCUACUGACACAAGCUCGUCCGCCUCGCGAGUAUCUACCUCCGUCAGCAAUAGAACCAAACCUACCGGGCAACUACCACAAUUUAAUCAGCCUUCAUUCAGUGUUACUGGCUCAUCAGCUCAAUCAUCGUCUUCCUACUCACGUAGAAACCCAUCAGCACUUCAUUUACCAGAGCGAGAAAUUCGCCCCAAUAGGGGAAAACCACGCUCUCAAGGACAUCCGGAAUCUGUUCGACCAAGUAAUACCCCAGCUUCCACGGCGCCGAGGAAAUCUUCUUCGACGAGAAAGAAAAUAGUGUGAUGGCCUGGAUUAAGCUCCAUUUGAAAUUGAAUAUAGACAACAUUGUGAUACAAAACUUUUAAUGUUGAGUAUGGUGUCAUUCGCCGCUUUUAAGUGUUUCGUCUCGUUCGCUUCACAAGCUGGUUAACAAUCCAUCGGUGUCAUUUACAAGUCAACUCUGAAUCGAAAUGCUUCUGCCCUUUCCAUUUAAUUACGAUUUUUCAUAACGAUUCAAUAUUCAUUGGGAUAUAUUUUUUUUUUACUGCAGCUUUCUCUUCAGGGCGAGGACGAAUAUCUUUUUCCAGUCACUUAUUAUAAUUUGCGAACCUUUCUUCUCGCAACUGUUCGUUCAUAUUAUGAUUAAUACGAUACGGGAUUAUUUAGCACAACCAAACACUAUGGGGUGUGUGUGUGUGUGUGUGUGUGUCUCUUUGAUGAUGCUACUGGUAUUCAUCGGCUCAUAACUAACACGUGACCAGUUCAUGGAAUUUUGAAGCUCAGUGGCUAAAGUCGCCAAACUGAAAUACAGUGAAACCCGUGUUAAGUGGACCUCGUAUUCAUCGCCACACUUAGGGAUUUUAUAGGCUGAUCGCUUAUUAAAAUCGUCAGGUAUGCUUAGUAAUGCGGUUUUCUCCGAUCGCCGAAAUCGGUGCAUGUAAUUACCGAUGUCUGCCAUGCAAAAUAUCGGCGAUUUUUGCUGGCGAACAUAUUCGCUGCGAUCAGCAUCAUGAGAAAUUCAAGUUUGUGGCUAAUUUUUAUGCGCUCACGAUUUGGUGUUGCAUUUUUUUUAACUUCUGAAGCGGUUAUUUCGGGACUAGGGUGUUUAUGUAUCCACCCGAGAAAGUCAGACUCGAAAGGUUUCUCGAUGGUGAAUCAUCUUGCAAAUUACAGAGCCUGUCUUUCGCGGUCACCACUCGUAAGUGAGUCUCGCAAGUGAGUCCCGCGAGUGUCCGCUUAUUCCAAGUUUCACUGUAAUUUAUGGCGCAUUGUUUGUUAUUGAUAAUUGUACAAUUUUUUUUAAGAGGGUUGGGGGUCUGGUAAUGUUGAAACGAAAUAAAGGAAAAAUGGUUCCCGCACAAAGUGCAGAAUUUUAAGGCUUGUUUCGACCGCUUUGAGCAAUUCUGAUGUAUAAAAGCCUACAAUAAUUACCUUUUGUAUAAGUGACGUCAAACUCAUUAAAAACCUUCGCAUUCGAUGCAGGUAUUUUUUGAUUGAAGUGUUUCCAUCUACCAAGCUAGGUUUUGGUGGAAAACACGAUUCAUAUUUCUUUGUAAUAAAAAAAGACAAAGUAGGUUGUUUAGUCCGAAGGAACACUUACAGAGUACGCUACAGAAUUCCUGUAGUAUCUCUGUAUUCUCUUUGUAGUUGUUAGCGUACUAAUGAUAAUUAAAAGCUUUUUGAAAUAAAUUCUUAGAAUACGCUGACAAAGUUGUAAAGUUCGAUUUUGCUGUUGAUCUAUGAAGGGGAUGUUUCUAAAAAUAGAAAAUUGUAAUCAAUGUUAAUUGUCC
This is a messenger RNA of Pocillopora meandrina, 30966 nucleotides long. The record is from the annotation of a GenBank genome assembly. Lineage: Eukaryota; Metazoa; Cnidaria; Anthozoa; Scleractinia; Pocilloporidae.